GCCAGUUAAAAUGCAACAUUUAAAACACACACACACACAGCUUGCUGCGAGUUUCGUAUCGUAGGCGGCAUUCCCUGUACGGAUUCCCCACGUCACAGUUCCUUUGGAAAGCUCCAGUUUAUAUGUCGGGGAAGCUAAAGGCAGACAUCAAAUCGCCACCUCUCCGAGCAAAGCCAGAACCGCCGGUGAGACAAGGGUCACGGAUAAGAUGGAUGCAAGGGGCGAAGACGCCGUAGCUAUGGUGGGGCCAGCGGCCGGUGUGAAGCUACAGGAUACUCGCUGGAGGCGCACUCGCCUGGCGCUCGCAUGUUGUGUGAGCUGCUGCUUCCUGCUCGCAGCGCUCAGCGCUUACUUACUGGUCAAACAGCUGCCUCCCCAGAAGCCUGGACCACAGAAAUCCGAAGUGAUUGGACAACCGUUGGACAUCGUUGAGAAGCCCAGGGCACACCUGACAGCCAAACUUACUUCGGUUGGUGGAAUCGAAGGGCAAUACUCCACUCUCCAGUGGGAAGAUAAAAAUGGACUUGCUUUCACAGAAGGCCAGCUAAGUUAUCAGAACCCAGCACUCAUCAUUCCGAGACAAGGAACCUACUUUGUCUACUCCCAGGUGUCAUUUAGAAGCAGCAGCAGGGUUAAAAACAUUACUCAUAUCAGUCACAUCAUUACCAAGUUAACCUCAAGUUACCCUGAACCCACACAUUUACUGAGUUCCACCAGAUCUCUCCAUGGAAAUCAAAAUCGUUGGCAAGUGACCAUUUAUUUAGGAGCUAUAUUCCAGCUACAAAAAGGAGACAGGUUAGUAGUAAAUGUCAGCAAUGUGAAUCAGGUGGAUUUUACCAAUGAUCAUAAAACUUACUUUGGCGCAUUUUUACUAUGAUCAAUAAAUCAAAUGGGCAGUGCCAUAUUCAUUGAUUAGGGAGGGUAGUUAUACCAAGAAUUGUAGGGCUACAUAUUAAUUCUUUCUUGAAGUUCUAUCUGUCUGAUUGAAUUAAUAUUUCUGGGUUCAAAUUUAUGCAGCAGGAAUCUUUAGUUUAUAAAUAGUGUUAUAUAAGCAUGAAGUCAACUUGUGAACUGUGAAGGGUGGAGGCUUCAUCGUUCAUGCCAGAUGACAGUUUGACUGUUGAACACUGAGAGACCAAGGAAUCCAACAAAGGAAUGCUGGAGGAGCAAAAAUAUGCAGUCUUAUUAACUUAACAGCCCGAGAAUGAAAGCCAGGACAAUGCAGCAAAGUUAACAAAAGUACUGAGAAGAGUGAAGCAAUCUAUCAAGUUGCCAAAUACUCUUUAGCUCAGUCAGAAUACUACAGAAGUCAAUGUGGCCCUUAUGGGAAGUUGACUCCCUCCUUUUAAAUCAUAUCACUGUUAGCAACUGGAAAGAACCCCCUAUGUUUAUGUUAAUAAAAGUGCUCAGAAUUCAUAUUCAGUAAAAAAAAGACACUAAAAUUACAACAUAAGAGCUAGAUAUUCAGUCAACAGAGUGAACAAAACAGUUACAAGUUCUGUUAUAUUAAUGUGUGCUUUUCUUCUUACAAGAAAACAUUUCUAGACCAGUUCAUAUUUUCAAUUUAAGUUCUCAAAUUUAUGAUGUGAACUUUGUUGCUAUGCAAUAUAAAAUUUUCAUAUGUAUUAUUUAUAUACUGUCAAAUGUUGCUACAACAUUAUAGUGAUAAAUAGCACUUAAAGAAUGCAAAGCUUACAGCUGAGUACAUCAUAUUAAGUAAGAAAUGUCUCUGAUAUUAUUAGUUUUAUAUGUUUGAGUUAAGAGAAAGACAUACGUACAAGGCUGAUUGAAUGUUCAACAGUCACUUAAUUUGCUGCAAAAGUUAUACAUCAUCUAUUCCUCAUUAUGAUGUACAUUUAAGCUACAGAUUGUGUACAUUAUGUUUUAUAUUAAAACCUUCGUUAUUUACUGACAUAUUUUACAUAUUGUAUGAUCAUGUCAAAUACUUAUCUGUAUUGUAGAAAUUCUUUGGAAUGACUACCUUUUUACUGUAUUGAAUCUCUAUCAAGAUUCCUGAUUUUUUAACUAGUUUGUAGGAUGUAUAUUCAUUCAAAUAGCACUAAUUUCAAAUAUAUAUUCUACUCAUAGUUCAAGGAAUUUACCCAGCAAUUAGUCAUGCUACACAAAUCAGGGAGAUCCCAGAUUUGACAAUCUAAUUCAGUUUCAACAGCUGUAAUGGCCCAGGUCAAUGGGGAGGGGGAGGGUGUGUGCGGAAGAAUGACUCCAAGCUCUUCUGAUGCUUUCAAGUAUUCUCAAUCAGGAAUGCAUAUGCUGUGAACAUUGGAUAAGACUAAGAUCCGGCAAAUUGCGCAGCUCCCACAGUUAAAUAACCUGCCAACACACUGAUGUGAACAAUAGUAGCUGGGAAUGGGGGUUGACUCCAAUAGUCUGUGGUCUAAUAAGGAGUGAUUCCUGUAACAGGAAGUGAGACAAUGUGAGAAAAAAAAGUUUUUACCUUUCAUUUAAUACCAUAUUUUAUUUCUGAUUGUUAAUUAUAGUGAUUUAAUAUCUAAUUAAGAAAAUUAACUUUGCAUUGAAUAAAGACUGAAAUCAAUGAUAAUUUUGUUUUUUUUGGG
Rhincodon typus (whale shark) is the source of this 2576-nucleotide messenger RNA. It is a transcript of the gene tnfsf15, whose product is annotated as tumor necrosis factor ligand superfamily member 15-like. The record is from RefSeq and is a predicted model, not a curated record. Bases 209 to 877 code for a protein of 222 amino acids. Gene Ontology annotation, cellular component: membrane. Gene Ontology annotation, biological process: immune response. Lineage: Eukaryota; Metazoa; Chordata; Chondrichthyes; Orectolobiformes; Rhincodontidae. The transcript is spliced from 4 exons. Gene Ontology annotation, molecular function: tumor necrosis factor receptor binding.